AUGCCUUCAUCAGAAGAUGACCGACAAGUUGCUCGAAGUCAUUCGCUUACUGAGCUCUUUGGGAACUGCAUCAAUGAAUACUCUCGGUUCCUUCUUGCUCUCGGCAGCGAAGACUGCCAGGUUGUCAAACUUAAACAGAUCAACAUCGAAAAAGCCCUUGAUGGCUACGGACGACUUAAAGUAUGGGGAGAGCAAAACAGGGCCACGAUUUCGGCUUCCACUCGGGGUUCGUUGGAUGAUACCUUACGCCACGAUGAUACUCUCAAGAAGAAUGUGGCCCAGAUAUUCAACCUCUUGACCCACCAACUCGAAGCAGCUGUGCCAAUUGCCUCCCAGAGGCUUGGUGAUACUGUGGAACCAGGGGCUGAACCCACGAGUAACCCUGAGUUUGACUCAGAUAGCGAGUACUCAUCCAGCUCGGAUGAUAGCGAUGCUUCGGGUGACUGCCUAAGCAUCAGGCAGAGGCCUGACAAGCUAGCAGUCUUGAUGGCACAUAUCCAAGAACAGAUCAAGCUUUUGUAUCAUCUCGACACUUUACUGCGUCGUCCACGGCUGUCGGGAAAGUAUUUGAAGUCAACGAAUGAGAAUCGCCAGGUUUCGCUGAUGGAAAGGUAUGACCAUGCUCAUAUAGAAGAAAAGCACCGACAAUGGAUUACAUCGUUCAAGUCAGAAAGCGAGAUAGAGAGCGAGGCACAGUCACAAGACCUUCCAUCGCAGUCACCAAAAGCCCAAGUCUACAGAACAUGGGAAGAGGAGCCGACCGUCAGCCAUGAUGUCUUGGAGGCGAGGGAAAAGUCUCGAAAGAAAGAUGAUAGCCACAACAUCAUCUCACGUCUCGCCAGAGCAAACACUAGAAGGAGAGAACAGCUGAGGUACUGGGAGCGACAUCCUUUUGACAAACAUAUUGAAGAGGUGGCUUCAGUCACACACAAAGUACCGCACAUUCUCCUUAGAGGUCUAGACUUGGGUAGAGACAUCGGCAUCGAAAGGCCUAAAUCGCUGGCGUCGGUCCCUACUGUGCAGAGCUUCUCUACGGUGGCGAAGUCAGCGAUUGAUGAGACGAAAACUCUAUCGGGGAGGCCCAAAACCGUGUACGCCGCUUCUGUCGUUGCGGGUCGACAAUCCGCUCGUGUCCCCGAUAUUCCUAAAGCAGCGUUCAAUGAGGAUCAAGUGGAAUGUCCAUUCUGCCACGCAAUGCUCGACUCAGCCACAAUAGAAUCAAGAAUGUCUUGGAAGCGUCAUGUGUUUAGGGAUCUGCGGCCUUAUACAUGUACAUACGACGAAUGUUCCAACCCGGAAAAGAUGUAUGCGACACGCCAUGACUGGAUCUAUCACGAGAUGCAAAUGCAUAGACGACAAUGGAAAUGCCAGAAGUGCGAUGUUGGCUUUCAUGCCAAGAGGCUGAUGGCCGAUCAUUUGAUGAAGAGCCACGCUGAGUCCGUGACUGCUCAACUAACGAUAUGCCUUGAGAUGAGCGAGAGGCCACUCGACGAUGAUCACCGAAUGGAAUGCGUCCUGUGCCCAAGUCAACUAUCUCUUAGUCGUCUUCUGGAACACUUAGCUCAGCAUAUGGAAGAUAUUGCCUUAUUUGUCUUACCAUCUCUUUCGGAAGAGGAUGAAGAUGCAAACUCGAACGCUGCCCGAUUGAGUCGAGAUCAACACAAGAACAACCCAGAAGAGAGCUCAAAGGCGCCCACUAGCAGUCUAGGUUUUUCCGAAAUUGAUUGGACUGAGAGACCACAGCAAGAUGCCAAAGACUUUACCAAGCUGAUCGAAAGCCAAGGCCCCGAGAUCGAUGACAACGUCGGUUCCCUCGAGAUAGACAGAUUCUAUGAGGAUGAGCAAAGGGCAGAAGAACUUGCAGCUGAAUUACGGGAGAAAAUAGAUACUCUUGGGAAAGAGGACAUAGAGACGCUUGAGUCCAUGAAAAAUCUCAUAGAGGCCUACCAGAUAAUUGGAAGAAUUGAGGCAGCGAUCGAAGUAAGCGUCCAAGUCAUUCAGGGCUGCAAGAAGGUGUUUGGAGAAACAGAUCCUGAGACGAUGGAUGGUGUCAUACGGUUGGCCUGGAGCCACAGGAGGUUGAGGAAUCUCGAUGAAGCAGAGAGACUUAUCCUGCAAGUACUAGAAACAGACAGGAAAGAACGAGGGGAACAGCACCAGGACACGCUCAGAACCCAGUGGCAUCUAUCGAAGCUUUACCUCGAUGCAGAAAGGUGGGACGAUGCCGAAGAGAUUCUGACAAAGACGGCGGAAACUAUGGAUGAGGUACUUGGCGAAACUCACCUGAGCACGUUGGAGAUCAAGAGUGAGCUCGCUACAACGUACGCCUAUCAAGGCAGACUUGAAGAAGCCGAAGAUCUCGGAAUACAGACUAUGGAUCUAGUCCGGCUGAACGCGCCAGAGGACCAUGACGUCAUAGCCAGAGCUCUGGAUAAUAUGGCUCGAAUAUACUGGGCCCAAGACCGGAAGGAGGAAGCUUGUGUCACAUGGCGAGAAAUGGUCGACUGGAAGAUUAAGUGGUAUGGACUGAAUUCUCCAUUGGCGUUGGAAUCGAUGGAGACCCUGGAGAAGUGGGAGAAUGAGGCAAGGGAGUCAUAG
This is a messenger RNA of Fusarium coffeatum, 2598 nucleotides long. RefSeq lists its product as uncharacterized. The record is from RefSeq and is a predicted model, not a curated record. The transcript is spliced from 3 exons. NCBI's taxonomy places the organism in Eukaryota, Fungi, Ascomycota, Sordariomycetes, Hypocreales, Nectriaceae. Gene Ontology annotation, molecular function: protein binding. The coding region runs from base 1 to 2598 and encodes 865 amino acids.